AUGGGGGGAAUUAAAGCCAGACGGGAGGUGUUGUUCCUCGCCGCCCUCUUCCCUACCCUCAUCGCCCUCUCCAUGGCCAGAGUCACGUUGGUUCCCGGUGGCCGCUUGGAAGACGGCAGUUCCCUAAUCUCCUCCGAUGGGAGCUUCAAGCUGGGAUUCUUCGCGCCAGGGAAGUCGAAGUUCAGGUACCUUGGUAUCUGGUACAGCCAGAUCUCUGACCAGACGGUGGUCUGGGUGGCCAACCGUGACAGCCCCCUACGGGAAAAUACGGGCGUCCUCUCCAUCCCCACCAACGGCAGUCUCUUUCUCUCCGACUCAAAGGGAAUAAUCUACUGGUCGACGCCGAUGACGAGACUUGCUGGGCCAGUUGCGAAGCUUCUGGACAACGCCAACUUCGUCGUGGCCGGCGGGCGAAGGUGGAUACGCCUGGCAGAGCUUUGA
Messenger RNA from Spirodela intermedia, 441 nucleotides. The record is from the annotation of a GenBank genome assembly. Lineage: Eukaryota; Viridiplantae; Streptophyta; Magnoliopsida; Alismatales; Araceae.